This is a messenger RNA of Punctularia strigosozonata HHB-11173 SS5, 1143 nucleotides long. RefSeq lists its product as uncharacterized. NCBI's taxonomy places the organism in Eukaryota, Fungi, Basidiomycota, Agaricomycetes, Corticiales, Punctulariaceae. The record is from RefSeq and is a predicted model, not a curated record. The coding region runs from base 1 to 1143 and encodes 380 amino acids. The transcript has 9 exons.
AUGUCAUUCACGAACGGCGGGAUACACGCUGUAUCUCGAGAUGAAUCUGUCUAUAAGUCUGCCUAUGACUAUCUUGUACCUCUGUUGAUUGUUGAGACAUUCGCCUUUGGAAUCUGGAUCAUUACCUUACGUCUGACGUUUGGCUUAAUAUAUAAUUCUAGGUUCUUCAAGCAGCGGCGUUCCAGUCCCAUAUUGCAACUAUCAGGCGCUAUCGGAUUCUAUAUGACAUUCGCGCUUCACUGGGGUCUUUCUCUCCAGGGGUUCCGCAAGAUAUUUCAUGGGAUCACCAGAGCCGUUACGGAGUCAUCAGAUGUAGUCACGGAUGCAUCAAUUCUGUUCGAUGCGAUGCUUCCUACUUACUUCCUUCCGUUCAUCACAGAAACAGCACUCUUUGGUGUUUCAACGACAUUGUUCGCAUUCAUGUGGUAUCUGAUCGUCCGUCGAUCUGGCUCGCCAUUCGGGAUAUCUAUCGUACACGGUAGUGCAUGCGUCAUGUACCUCGUGUCCGUUGCACACUGGGCCGUUGAUCUCGCAGCAUGCGUCAUGAUGUAUCACUGGACAAAGUCUGGUGAGCCUACGCUGAGUACUCCGGGACGCUAUAUGAGGUGGUAUAGAGAUGGAGAUCUCAUACUCAUUACAUUCAAUAUCGUACUCAGCGAUGCCAUUGUGCUCUGGAGAAUGUGGUUGAUUUGGGGAAAGGGAGCUAGGGUCCUGAUACUAGCAACUCUAUGCCUGUCGUUGACCGCCGGCCCCUCAAUAUCCAAUGCCGCUACCCUACUACACUCCAAUGAAGAUGAAGAUAGCGAGCUUCAUAAUUCUGCUGUUCUACCCACCUUCGGCUCAACCAGCGCAGGAAUGAUCACCUCUAUUUCAUCCACGGCAUCUAACUUCACCGCAACGAGCGCUAUUGCCUACAAGGCGUGGCAACAUCGCAAACUGCUUGCCGAUAGCCUUCGCUGUAAUUCUCGAAAAACGAUGGCGGAAAGAAUCAUGGUCAUCAUGGUGGAGUCUGGAGCGGUAUAUUUUGGCCUUUGGAUUCUAUGGAUAGUCACCGGCAUUCAUGGCGUAGCAGCAUUCGACAAGAACUGGUCAGCUGUCGACCACAUGAAUACCGCGAUGGCACAAGUGACUGUGACAUCCUGA